AUGUCGCAAUCUGAUGAAUCCAUGGAACAAGAAUUAUCAAAUUUUUACCAAACAUUGAAACAAUCCAUACAGGACCCCAACUCAACCACAGCAAACACAUUAAGAGCACAAAAGGCAAGGGGCAAACUAUCUAAAUUAUCCAUUGCCCAAGUAUACGAACUAACCACGGAUGUGCAUGACGAAUUGCAAAGACGAACCGCAACUAAGAAGGGUCAACAACAACAACAUGAAUACUUAUUACCAAGGGCCGAAUUUCAUACUAAGAGAAACCAAGCCAGGCAAAAAUUGGCGACGUUAUCCGGGACAAGAUUCGACGAUUUAUUGCAUGAUAUCUUUGGUGAGUUGCAGAGACGUGGGUUUGACAAGCUUAGGAAGAUAGAACCAUCAAAACCCUUACAAUCGUCCGUAGUCAAACCUUUGAAGGCGCAGAUAGAUUGGUCCUCCUCUGAAGGUGAAGAGGAUGAAACUGAAGAAGAUGAAGUUAAGAUUCACAAAACAUUAGACUUGGAUGAUGUUUCUAAUUUGGAAACAAAUGUUCAGAGGAAAAGACAAUUGAAUAAUGAAAUUUCACAACAGGAGAUUUCCUCAAUACGAUCAUCCAUGACACCAGAUGAUGAUACGACGCCGUUGCUACCACAUCAAAAAUUCAAUAAUAACAACAACAUCAGCAAAGAUAAUGUAUUAAAAUUGAACUCCAAGAUUGAUGAAUACAUUAAUUCAACAAAUUCCAUCGAUGACACCAUUAAUUUAAACCAUUCUCCCGUGUCAAAACAUGCUGAAUUCAAAAGGCUGUCCAGGCCAAUUAGAGACUCUCAAGUAAUAAAUAAUAUUCAACUUCAAUUAUCAAACUUAACAAUACAAAACGAAAAAUUAUCCAUCGAAAAUGAAACUUUGAAACAGACAAUCAUCGAAUUGCAAUUACAUGCUAAGGCAGACCCUGUCAAAGAAAAGCAAUUUAUAAAACCAUCAUAUGUCAACCCUAAAAGAUUGGCUAAGUAUAUUGACUCUCAAGGGUUUAUACCAUUAGACGCUAUCGAUAUCAUUUACAAGUGGAUUUAUAAGUUUUUUGAUGUAAUGGCAAAUGCCAAUACUAGUGAGGAUGAUGACCCAAAAGCUCAGAAAAAAACUUCUAAGCAACUGUUUGAAGUAAUAUCCAAAAUAUCACAUAAUAUUUCACAAAUUCUUUUAUUGGUAGAUGUUCCGGAAUUUCAAGAUCAAGUAGUGUUACUGAGAGCAUCAUUAUCACAUGCUAUAACGUCAAUUAGAUAUUAUUCCAUCUAUGGACCAUUACUUCCCAAGAUUACUAUUCAAGCAGCUGUCUCAGAAGUAGCAUUUGCAUUUUGUCAGUUGGUAAGUAAAUGCAAGAUUAGAAUGCCUCCCCAUCCAACACCAUCCAUGGCGAAGGAGCCAUAUAUUGAAACACCAAAAUUACCGGAUUUCAACGAGUCCUCACCAAAAGCCAUAAAUAGCCCUGCCAAUUUUGCCAUGUUCCUACAUCAUGACAAAGAUCAAGGUGAACAACGUAAUGGAGCAAUACCUGGUACGACCAGGUCACCGGUGAAGCUAUUAAAGAUUUCAGAGAAAGUAAAUUCUGCCAAUAAUAGUAGCAACAACGUAAGUAUAGAUAGUGAUUCAAGAACGCCAUCAAAUAAUGUGAUUUUCUCUCAGGUAAUCAAUAAAGUAACAAAUGGUAAAUCUAUUGAAGAGAAUAAUAAAAGGAAUCCUAAUGGAGUAUUAUCACCAAGACUAACACCAAUAAACACCGGUCAGCCACCUGCCCCAAGAAACUUAAGAGGUUCGCAUCAUAUUGAUAACGUCAAUCAUCAAAUACCCAUUGAUCAACAACGAAUAGCGACGGAAAAGAUAAAGACGUUUGAAUCUAGUAAUGGGAUUGGAUUAAGGAUACGAUCUCCUCAUAUCAAUAAUGAUCGAACACAAAGUAGCAAGAAGGGGAAUAGUAUUUUCGAUAUUAAUGAUGAGAAUAAUUCCAUUUCUGAUUUAUUAGUAUACUUAGAACCUCAAACGAUGAGGGUCAUUCAGAAUACUCAAAAAUUGUUAGAUUAUAUCAAAUCUGAAAAUUCGAGGCAAAUUGAUUUGAGACAAUUAUCUAACUCCAUUGCUAUUUUAAUUAGGCGAAUGACUCAUGCCACUAAGAAUGUUAUGUCACAAUCCAGAUACUUCAAGCUAAGAGAAAAUGGUAAAUGGAUAAUUGAUAGUUUAGAUGACUGUAUCAAGAGAAUAACACAAGUGUGUCAAUUAAAUGAAAAUGGUUCCUUGAAUGAAGGUGUCACUGGUGACUUCGCCCUAGCUGGGCAAAUUUUAAAACAAAAAUUGGCUGGAAUAGCAUUUGAUCUAUCUAAAUGUACCAAGGAGUUGGUCAAGGUUGUCGAAGAUACCGGCAAAUUAUAG
Messenger RNA from Naumovozyma castellii, 2409 nucleotides. RefSeq lists its product as uncharacterized. The transcript has a single exon. Bases 1 to 2409 code for a protein of 802 amino acids. Lineage: Eukaryota; Fungi; Ascomycota; Saccharomycetes; Saccharomycetales; Saccharomycetaceae. The record is from RefSeq and is a predicted model, not a curated record.